Molecule: messenger RNA, 970 nt
Organism: Leptopilina heterotoma
Lineage: Eukaryota; Metazoa; Arthropoda; Insecta; Hymenoptera; Figitidae
Exons: 5
Coding region: 11-862 (283 amino acids)
Source: RefSeq, a predicted model, not a curated record
UCUAGAUACAAUGGAGGACAGAAACGAAGAACAUCAGUACACUCACAAUGGACAUCAUUAUGUAACGAGUAAAAUAUUAAAUGGGAAAGUGUAUCUCAUCUGCAGGUUCCAUAGAACAAAAAGAUGCAAUGGCCGUGCCAAUUUCUUCAAUGGCCUAUAUAAAGUGACGACGAAACACACGCAUAAGCCGGAUGCCCGUUUCGAACAAGAGAAAAUUUUUAAAGAAGAAUUGCGCAGGGCUCGCAUAACACAAACUGCAAAUAGCAGAGUUAUCUACAAUCAGAUAAGACCGUUUCACGAAAAUGCGAGCAUUGGGGUCCCAUUCGAAUCAGUGCGGAGCUUAAUGAAUGUCUGGGAAAGAAGAAAUGUCCCACAGACACCACACUCCUUAGAGGAGUAUGCAACAAUUUUAAAUAGUGACAGGUACGAAAAUGGUACUUUGAGGUUCAUCCCUAUAUUCGGCGGUGGAGCAGUUGUAAUUGUUGACCCUGAAUACAUGUCGUUAGUCACAGGCAGUGGAGAUUUUUACAUUCAUAUUUCGGACAAAUCAAGUCCGCAGGAUGUUAAUUGUCAUCACCUGAUGACAAUCAUGUGUUUCAAAAAUACUUAUGUACUCCCUUGCGCUUGGGCACUUUUAAAUUCUACAGACGAAGAUAAUUUAACAGGUGUUCUGGUACAUUUAAAAGAAGUAGUGCCUGAUUUUGAAGUUCGAAAAUUAGUCUCAAGUUACAACAGUGCUUUGCAAUCAAGUGCAAGACGAAUUUUUCCAGCAGCAGUUAUCGUCGGUAGUCUGCACGGGCAGUCAUCGAUUCGCUCCCGUGAGGGGAAGUGGCAUUCUCCCACCAUGCGGCCAGGGGCCUGAGCUCGGGGUUCGGAGCGAACGUAGCACAGCGGGGCGCCUGGUCCCUUAAUCCCUCAUUAAGUCAUCCUUCCUUAAUGACAGUGUUUAAAAAAUAUAAAUUUCUCAAAC